GACGCAUACGGCGAGUCACAUGACCCGGCGCGGUGUCUAUGGUAACGGAGAAGAUGGCGGAGUUGAGCGAGCAGCACCGGGCGGAGGUUGUGAGUUACAUUCGUUUCGCUCAGGGGAAGCGGCAGCUGCGGCUGAAGAGUGUCCGCUCCUGCUUCCAGGAUGUGAUGGAGAGCCGACUGAUGGAGGACACGUACACGGCGGAGGAGGUGUCGGAGCUGCUGUGCGGCCUGCAGUCCGCCGUCCUCAGUGAGCUGGAGCUGGAACUACUGAACUCCGCCCACACCAACGUCCUGCUGCUGCAGCAGCUCUUCCUGCAGGCCCAGCAUUGGCACCUGCGACUCCACACUGACAUCUCCGAGCUGGAGAACCGACAACUGCUGGAACAAGUGGCCGAGCUGGAGAGGAGCCAAGACUCCGCCCCUUCCUCCGCCCCCGCUGUGCCCAAACAACGCCUGGCCCCGCUGGAUGGCCCCUCCCAGCUCCUCCAUGUGGAGAUCGCCCGCCUCCAGGAGGACAAUGACAAGCUGAAGGGGCGACUCCGCACCUUGGAGGGCCAGGUCACCUCCACGCUGGACGAGAAGAAGAACACCGAGGCCGCCCUGAGAGACCUGCGCAGAUUGGUCCAGGAGACGGAGGCCCCGCCCCCGAGGGACGUCACGCACCUGGAGGAUGCUCUGAGCAACCUGAAGGUGGAGUUCCAGAAGACGAUGGGCGAGCACAACGCCAGCCAGAGACAACUGGAGGAGAACCUGACCGGAACCAAACACCAGCUCCUCCGGGUCCAGGAACAGCUGGCCAUGGCCGAGAGGGAGCUGGACAGGAAGUUCCAGGAGACGGCCGCCUACCGCAACAUGAAGGACAUGCUGAGCAAGAAGAACGAGCAGAUGAAAGAGCUCCGCCGGAAGCUCAGCAAGUACGAGCCGCAGGACUGAGCCUCCCGCCAAUCCCACAGGGGCCACACAGAAAGAUCCAGGGCCCCCGGGAUGUGACCCCAGAGCACCUUCACAAUACAACAACCCCCAACAGGGGGCCA
Messenger RNA from Nanorana parkeri, 1033 nucleotides. RefSeq names its product leucine zipper transcription factor like 1 (gene LZTFL1). The transcript has a single exon. The coding region runs from base 39 to 932 and encodes 297 amino acids. The record is from RefSeq and is a predicted model, not a curated record. Lineage: Eukaryota; Metazoa; Chordata; Amphibia; Anura; Dicroglossidae. Gene Ontology annotation, cellular component: cytoplasm. Gene Ontology annotation, biological process: negative regulation of protein localization to cilium.